Electrophorus electricus (electric eel) is the source of this 1437-nucleotide messenger RNA. RefSeq names its product toll-like receptor 2 type-2. NCBI's taxonomy places the organism in Eukaryota, Metazoa, Chordata, Actinopteri, Gymnotiformes, Gymnotidae. Gene Ontology annotation, molecular function: signaling receptor activity; triacyl lipopeptide binding. Gene Ontology annotation, biological process: inflammatory response; toll-like receptor signaling pathway. Gene Ontology annotation, cellular component: plasma membrane; signaling receptor complex. The record is from RefSeq and is a predicted model, not a curated record.
UUGGCCUGCAAAUCUAAUAUUUUUAAAUUUGUCUGCCACAAAGCUUCAAAGGGUAACACCAUGCCUACCUGGCAGCCUCACAGUUCUUGAUCUCAGUAAAAAUGACUUGACAUUUUUCCACCAUGACCUUCCCAAUCUCAAGCAUCUUCACCUUUCAGGCAACAGGUUUAUUCGAUUCCCUGUGGGGGGAAGGUUUCCCAGCCUGGAGGUAUUGCUCAUACAAAAAAAAACCCAACUUGAAUAUACUCAACAGGAGUGACCUAAUGGGGUUCAAAAACCUGCAAUAUUUGGAAGCUGGUCAAAACAAUUUCAUAUGUACCUGUGAGCUUGUAAGAUUCUUUAGGAGUAAAGUUGACCACUUGGUCACCCUAGGGGAUGGUUACCAUAGCUAUGUGUGUGACUCUCCAUUUACUUUAAGCGGUCAUACAGUCAAAGGUGCUCAGUUGUCAGUCUUUGAAUGUCACAUGACCUGUGCAAUCUCUAUCCUCUGCACUCUAAUCAUACUUUCCCUAGUCCUUGUUAGUGUAGCUUGUCACAAGCUGCAUAUUAUAUGGUAUCUACAAAUGACCAUUGCAUGUUUACGCAUGAAACAAAAACCUGCAAUACACAGAGCAGGUGUGAACUUUUGCUAUGAUGCUUUUGUGUCAUAUAGUCAAUGAGGUGCUGAGUGGGUUGAGGACAUACCUGUUCCAGCACCGGAGAAUUGUCUGCCUCCAUUCGCCCUCUGUCUACACAAACGAGACUUCUGUCCUGGCUGGUGGGAUGCUGACAGUAUCAUUGAGUCCACCGAGAAGAGCCGUAGCUCUUUUAAUUUCUUAUUUAUUGCCAUCAUACUGAAUAGUGUUCAGGUGUUUUGUUUUGUUUUUUACAUCAAUUGCAUUUAUUAAGCUCAAAAACAUCUGGCCUGCCUUCUGCCUCCCGCUGUUAAUACAUUAUUGAAAGAGUCUGGCAUGUUUGGGACAUUUUGCAUGACAAAAGUGUGAUACUGAGCCCCCUUGUGUCACUUCCUGUCCAAACCAGAUUUGACAUUUUUCUUGGCUAUCAUAUUUUAUACAAAUUAUUUUAAAAUUUUAAUAAAAUCCAGAAUGGGCAGGCCAUAAAACUAACUGAAAUGUGUAAUUUCUGACAUACAUGGCAAAAUGUACAUAUUUGGAAAUAUUAAUAUAUCUACUUUGCAGUUUGACUUUUCUUCCUGAUGCUUGUAGAAUUUGUUACAGAAGAUAUUUCUUUAAUGAAGCUUUAAGGUUUAUGGUCCAAACAAUUGCUUUCUUACCAAUUUAUCAUAUUUUGAGAUCUAAUCUGUAUCUUUAACACAUCAAAUUCUAAUAAUUUUAAGAGUAUGGAACCUUAGCUUUAACAAAGGAAAUUGUCAUUUGUUUUAAAUGUCACAUGAAAUGUUUGUAUGACUGGUAAAUGUCAUUGUAAGUCAGUGUUUUG